AUGCCUGACAAGCCACAGCCAUACAAAAUCUCAGUCCCGGAAAAUAGUCUCGACGACCUGAAGCAGCGUCUAUCACUAGCAAAAUUCCCAACGCAGAUCGAGUCACCGGACCAGGAUCCAUGGGACUUUGGAGCGCCAGCCAAGGAAGUGCAGAGGCUGGCAACUUAUUGGAAAGAUGAGUUUGACUGGCGGAAAGCAGAGGCACAGCUAAAUGAGCUGCCUCAGUAUAAGCUCCCCAUUGAAGUAGAUGGAUUUGGUGUUCUGGAUAUCCACUUCGUUCAUCAGGUGAAUCCGGUGAAGAAUGCGAUUCCACUGCUAUUUAGUCAUGGAUGGCCGGGAUCUUUCAUUGAAGUGUCAAAACUACUCUCCCCAUUAAAGGGCGAUGAUCAGCAUCCCGCGUUCCACGUCGUCGCUCCCUCAUUGCCAAAUUUUGGUUUCUCCUCUGGGGUGACUCGUCGCGGGUUCGGACUAGCGCAGUAUGCCGAGACGGUGCACAAGCUCAUGCUCAAACUCGGCUACACGCAGUAUGUAACCCAAGGAGGCGACUGGGGUUUCUGGGUAACAAGAGCCGUAGGCCUCUUAUACCCGGAGCACUGCAAAGCCUCGCACAUCAACAUGGUGGUUUCCAAGCCACCCCAAUGGAGUCGCACUCCAAUGUUGGCGCUGCAACAUGCGCUGCAGCCCUAUACUAGCCGCGAGAAAGAUGGCCGCGUGCGGUCCGCUUGGUUCGACCGAGAAGGAUACGGAUACAACAUGUUGCAAAGCACAAAGCCACAGACUAUCGGCAUUGCACUGGCUGAUAGCCCCGUCGCGCUGUUAGCCUGGAUAUACGAGAAGCUUCACGACUGGACAGACUCAUAUCCGUGGACAGACGACGAGAUCCUAACCUGGAUUUCUAUCUACUGGUUCUCAGUCGCUGGCCCUGCGGCGAGUGUUCGCAUUUACUAUGAAGCAUGCCACCCGCAACCUCCAAAAGGAAUCUCCUAUGACCCACUUAGGGAAUACAUCCCGCACAUCAAGCUUGGGGUUGCCCAUCUCCCCCGUGAGAUCUCGGUAGUCCCUGCCACCUGGGCUGCUGCGUUGGGCCCGGUUGUAAGACAGAGUGAGUAUGCUCGAGGCGGGCAUUUUGCGGCAUGGGAGGUGCCGAAUGAUAUAAUUGAGGAUCUGCAAGCUAUGUUUGGUAAAGGCGGGCCAUGCUACGAGGUCGUGUCUGGCAAAGAAGGGUAUUAA
Messenger RNA from Penicillium riverlandense, 1230 nucleotides. RefSeq names its product epoxide hydrolase family protein. Lineage: Eukaryota; Fungi; Ascomycota; Eurotiomycetes; Eurotiales; Aspergillaceae. The transcript is spliced from 4 exons. Gene Ontology annotation, molecular function: epoxide hydrolase activity. The coding region runs from base 1 to 1230 and encodes 409 amino acids. Gene Ontology annotation, biological process: epoxide metabolic process. The record is from RefSeq and is a predicted model, not a curated record.